Molecule: messenger RNA, 7506 nt
Organism: Chironomus riparius
Lineage: Eukaryota; Metazoa; Arthropoda; Insecta; Diptera; Chironomidae
Source: the annotation of a GenBank genome assembly
AGAAAUAGCUUUGUAAAAAGCUACAGUGUGAAGUUCAGUCAUUUUUCUUCAGCCAAUUAUACUGUACCUUUUGAUUUUCUUCAUAAGCCCGCUGUGGAUAUCCAUUUGGGUGUAUAUAAGCUUUACAGACAUCGUAAUUACACUCAUUCGUUUGUUAAAAGCACGCUGGGACGGUUCUCGUGGUGAAAUAAAAGUUGAUUUUUUUCUUUCUCUAAUUCGGUUGAAGUGACAAAAGUGAGGAAAAUUUAAAGUGAAAAAAUAAAAAAAUUUAAAUAAACUUUGAACAAUUUAUGGAAUAAAAAACUUUUAUGUUAUUUGUUAAGUGCUCAUAAGGAUAUAAUCGCUAUAAAUAAGGAUUAUUUAAAAUAAGUUUGAAAAAAAAAAAUUUAAUUUGUGGAUUAAAGUUUGCAAAAACUAUAAAAAAUGGAAGCUAAAUUGAACGGUGGAAAUGAAAAUUGUGAUUUCGAUGGUGAAGACAUCGUGGUUUCUGGAAUCUCAGGACGGUUUCCAAAUGCAAACAAUGUACAAGAAUUUGAGCACAAUUUAUACAAUAAAAUUGAUAUGUCUGAUGAGGAUGAGAGUCGCUGGAAGCACUUUCAUCCCGAAGUCCCUAAGCGUACGGGAAAAAUUCGGAACAUAAAUAAAUUUGAUGCUUCAUUUUUCUCAAUUUUAAAUAAACAUGCCAACUGGAUGGAUCCUCAAUGUCGUUGCUUACUUGAGCACACAUAUGAGGCAAUUUUGGAUGCAGGAAUUUCACCUCAAUCGUUGGUUGGAAGUCGCACUGGUGUUUUUAUUGGGUGCUGCUUCUCAGACUCUCGUGAUGUGUUUUUCUAUAAUGUGCCAGCUAAAGAAGGAUAUGGUGUUUUUGGGAACGCGAAUUUUUACCUCUCAAAUCGUCUCUCAUACGCACUUGGCUUGUGCGGUCCAUCGUUUACAGUGGACACUGCAUGCUCAAGUUCAGCGUAUGCAUUAGACUGUGCAUACAAAUAUAUUAUGAGUGGUGCUUGUGACGCAGCUAUUGUUGGUGGUUCACAAUUAGUACUCAAUUUAAAGACAACAAUUGAAUACUCCAGGUUACGAAUUUUGGCACCCGAUGGUGAAUUUUGUCGACCUUUUGAUGAGAAUGCAACUGGAUUUACUCGUGCUGAUACUAUUUGUUGUGUGUUUUUACAACGUAAAAAAGAUUCAAAGAGAGUUUAUGCUAAGUUAUGCUAUACAAAUUCUAAUAAUGAUGGCUUUAAGAAGGAAGGAUCUUCAUUUCCAAGUCGUGUAAUGCAACAGAAGUUAAUGGAAGAUUUCUUCAGAGAUUCAAAGAUUGACCCAGGUCUUGUAGAUUUUGUUGAAGCUCAUUCUACCGGUACACGUCUUGGAGAUCCAGAAGAAGUAGCUUCAAUCGAUCAAGUUUUCUGUAAAACUGUGAACCGUAAGAAGCCAUUACCUAUAGGAUCUGUAAAAUCAAAUAUGGGACAUGCUGAAGCUUCCUCAGGUGUAGCAUCAAUAGCGAAAAUUUUAUUGGCUCUUGAGAAGCAUAAAGUAGCUCCAAAUAUAAACAUCACAAGUAUGAGAAACGACAUUCCCGCUUUUGCUGAAGGAAGAAUCAGAGUUGUGACUGAAGUUGAGGAUUUAACGGGUCCUUACAUUUCUAUGAACAGCUUUGGUCUUGGUGGUGCAAAUGCUCAUGCACUUUUCAAAGGAAAUUUAAAAGAAAAAGUAAAUUAUGGAAUUCCAGCUGAUAACUUGAAUCGAAUGGUAUUAUGGUCAGGCAGAACUGAAGAGGCUGUACAUUCAAUAUUUGAUGACAUCACUAAACGCCCACUUGAUGCUGAAUAUGUAGCUCUUCUUCAAAAUUCACAGAUUGUUACAAAUCCUGCUAAUAUUUAUCGUGGAUAUGCAAUGUUUCAACAUGAUCAACAAACACAAAAGGCUGCGUGUAUCUCUCGUGAUAUUCAACAUUUUAAUGGAGAAAAGAGACCAAUUGUCUUUGUGUACAGUGGAAUCGGUAGUCAGUGGGCUGAAAUGGGAACUGAUUUGUUAAAUAUUCCAAUUUUUGCUGAGACUAUCAACUAUUGCCAUGACUUACUUGCACCAAAAGGAAUUGAUUUGAAGAAUAUCAUCACAUCGCCUGAUAAGUCUUUAUUCAACAAUGUUCUCAAUUCUUAUGUUGGAAUCAUUUCAAUCGAAAUAGCCUUGACAAACAUUCUUAAUGCCUUGGGUAUCAAACCUGAUCAUAUUAUUGGACAUUCAGUUGGUGAAAUGGGCUGUGCUUAUGGUGAUGGCUGCUGGACAGCUAAAGAAACUAUUUUAGCAGCUCAUGCUCGUGGUGUUGCAAGUUGUGAAUCUAAAUCUAUCAAAGGUGCUAUGGCUGCUGUUGGACUGAAUUUCAGAGAUGUUGAAAAAACCUUGCCUGCAAGCAUUGACAUUGCUUGUCAUAAUGGAGUUGAUUCUACAACAAUUUCAGGACCUGUCGAAGCUGUUCGUGAAUAUGUCCAGCAAUUGAAAGAAAAGAAUAUUUUUGCAAGAGAAGUUGAAAGCUCAGGAUUUGCAUUACACAGCAGAUACAUCACCAAAAUGGGAGAAAAUCUUCUUCAUCGUCUGAAAGAAGUCAUUAAAAAUCCGAAGAAACGUUCAGAAAAAUGGCUUAGUUCCAGCUAUCCUGAAAAUGAUUGGAAUAUUGUCAACUCUGAAAGUCAAUUAUGUUCUGCAGAAUAUCACACUAAGAAUUUGUUAAAUCCUGUGCUGUUUGAAGAAGUAACUGAAAUGCUACCAAAGAAUGCUUUAACAAUUGAAAUUGCUCCUCAUGGACUUUUAAAAUCAAUUCUUAAACGUUCAUUAAAAGAAGGAAUUCACUUAAAUUUGACUCAACGUGAUAGUAAGAAUGGAUCUCAUUUACUUAUGGAUACUCUUGGAAAAAUAUUCGAGAAUGGUGUAGAUAUGGAUAUUCAAAAAUUAUAUCCCGCAAUACAAUAUCCCGUAUCUCGUGGAACACCAAUGAUAUCACCAGCACUCAAAUGGAACCACUCAGAAAAUUAUUUUGUCGGAAAUUUUGACACGUAUAACAUCUACGAAAAGAGAAAUGUUGUCAUCAACUUGAGUGACAAGGCAUAUGAGUUUGUACAAGGUCAUAUUAUUGAUGGAAAAGUGCUGUUCCCUGGAACUGGAUGGUUAUAUUUAGUUUGGGAAAGCUUUGCUAAGAUGAUGGGAGUUAAGCACACAAAACUUAAGGUUAUAUUUGAAAAUAUUAAGUUCUUGCGUGCUACAUCUUUAGCUAAGAAUCAGGAUGUUCUUGUCACGAUCUCAAUUCACAGAGGUUCUGGAAGGUUUGAAAUUAUUGAAGGCAAAUCAACAAUCGCUCAUGGAUACAUAAAAGCUGGAGAAAACAUAGAAAUGACCAAUAUUGAAGUGGAAGAAAAAGAAGAUGCUGUUAGAUUGGCAGAACCAGAUUUUUACAAGGAAAUGCGUCUUAGAGGAUAUUAUCAUCAAGGUCUUUUCAGAGCAAUUAAAGAAAUUCGUGACGAUGGAUUGGAAGGAAAAAUCAAGUGGAACAACGAAUGGGUGACAUUUAUGGAUUGUCUUAUUCAAUUCCAAGUUGUUAUGAAAGACACAAGAAUGUUGAUUUUACCCACAAGUGUUAGAAAAAUGGUCGUUGACCCAGCACUUCAUUUGCAAAUUAUUGAAAACUCAACCGAAGAAGAUAUCCUCUUUGAUGCAAAAUGUUGUCCAUAUAUGAAUGUCAUUCAAGCUGGUGGUAUUGAAAUUCAUGGUUUUGAAGGAAGUUUAGUAAACAGAAGACGUCCACCAUCAGAUCCAGUUCUUGAGUCAUACAAAUUCAUUCCAUAUAAAAAUAGAUCAAAAGUAUCAAAACGUGAUGCUGCAAAGAUUUGCGUUCAGAUUGCUUUGGAAAAUGCUCCAAUGAAAAAGCUGUCGUCUGUAGAAAUCGGUGACGAUAGCUCACCGUUGAGUGAGUAUAUCUUCAAGGGUCUUGGUGAUUUACCUUUAAUUACACCUGAAGUAAAUUAUUUGACAUCUCAAGAAGUUGAAUUGGAAAAUGUUGCAGUACAAAAUCAAGACUUAACCUCAUUCAGUAAUGUCAAUUUAGUGAUCAAAUCUAACUGUACAAAUGAUGCAGCAUUCAUUGAAUUAGUUAAGCCCACGUUGCAUGAAAAUGGUUUGAUCAUAUCAAAAGAUUCCACAAAAAUUACAUCAGGUGUAAAUGAGAAAUUACAAGUGAUUGCGGAAAUGGAAUUAGACGAUGGAUAUCUUCAUGUGAUGCAAUUCAAAAAAUCUCAAGUUCAAGUGCCAGAUUCAAUAAUUCAUGUUACAUCUAAUGUUGAUGAUUGGCUCGAACCGUUGAAAGCAGCAAUUGCAAAAGGUUCCGUUUUGGUUUGUGCUCAAGGUGAUGAUACAUCUGGAAUAAUUGGACUCAUCAACUGUAUUCGUAAAGAGCCAAACGGUGAAAAAAUCCGUUGUGUGUUUAUUGAUGACAAAUUUGCACCAAAGUUCAAUUUCGAAGAUUCAUUCUAUCAAGCACAACUGGAAUUGGGAUUAGUAAUGAAUGUGUUUAAGAACAAGCAAUGGGGAAGUUACAGACAUCUUGAAUUAGUUGAAAAUGAAGAAGCCAAGCCUCGAUCAGAACAUUGUUAUGCAAAUUGCAUCGUUAAGGGAGACUUAUCAACUCUUUCAUGGCUUUACGGUCCAUUGAAUGUUAGAAACGAUAAAGAAGCUAUAAAAAUUUCUUAUGCAUCUCUCAACUUCCGAGAUGUUAUGCUUGCAACUGGAAAAAUUACUUCUGAUGAUGUGUUGGACAGAAUUCAGCAGCAAUGUGUUUUUGGAUUUGAAUUCUCAGGAACAACAAAAGACGGUCGAAAAAUUAUGGGAAUGGGACCAACAGGUGCUAUGGCUACUCAUUAUGAUGCUAACAAAACAAUUUUAUGGGAUGUUCCAAAUAAUUGGAGCUUGGAUGAGGCAGCUUCGGUUCCAUUGGUCUACUAUACAGUUUAUCUUGCAUUCUUCAGAACAAUACAAAUUGAAAAAGGCAAGUCAAUUCUGAUCCAUGCUGGUAGUGGAGGUGUUGGUCUUGCAGCCAUUCAAGUAGCAAUAUCUUAUGGUUUAGAAGUUUACACAACUGUUGGGUCAGAAGAAAAGAGAGAAUACCUGCGAAAUAGAUUCCCCUCACUUAAAUCGCAAAACAUUGGAAACUCCAGAGACACAUCAUUUGAACAACUGAUUUGUGUUCGUACAAAAGGAAAAGGUGUUGAUUAUGUGCUCAAUUCAUUGUCAGCUGAUAAACUUCAAGCAUCAAUCAGAUGUCUUGGAAUGAAUGGAACAUUCCUUGAAAUAGGAAAGUUUGAUAUAAUGAACAAAACUAAAAUUGAUAUGGGACAUUUCGCAAAAAGAGUCAACUUUAAGGCAGUUUUCUUUGAUGAUUUGCCAGUUGAAUCUGAGGAAUUGAAGAUAAUUCAUGACCUCGUAGAAGCAGACAUUAAAGCUGGAAUUGUUAAACCACUGAAAGUAAAUGUAUUUGAAGCAUCAGACAUAGAACAAGCAUUUAGAUUCAUGGGAUCUGGCAAGCAUAUAGGAAAAGUAUUGUUGAAAAUGCGUGAUCAGCCCAAUGAUGUUCAUUCACUUCCUAUUAAAAUGCUUCCAAGAGUGUAUUGCAAUCCAAAUGAUACCUUUAUAUUGGUUGGUGGAUUAGGAGGAUUUGGACUUGAGCUCGCAGAUUGGUUGAUUUUAAGAGGAUGUCGAAAACUAAUUAUGAGCUCUGGUCGAGGUGUGACAAAUGCAUAUCAAGCUUCCAGAAUAAAAGUUUGGAAAUCAUAUGGCGUUGAUGUCCGAGUUACGACGGUUGAUGUUACCACAAAGAAAGGUUGUGAGGAACUUCUUAUAGAUGCUGUGAAAAUUGGACCAGUUGGUGGAAUUUUCAAUCUUGCUGUAGCUUUGAGAGAUGGAAUCUUCGAUAAUCAAACAUCUCAAAUGUUCAUUGAAUCUUUGGCACCAAAAGCUGAUGCAACAAAAUAUCUUGAUGAGCUAUCGAGAAAGUUAUGUCCUUCACUUAAGCAUUUUGUAAUAUUUUCGAGUGUAUCAUGUGGUCGUGGAAAUGCUGGCCAAAGUAAUUAUGGUAUGGGAAAUUCAAUCAUGGAGCGAAUAUGUGAGAAACGACAAAUGGCUGGAUUACCAGCUAAAGCCAUUCAAUGGGGUGCAAUUGGAGAUGUUGGACUUUUGGCAAAUUUACAGGAAAACAAUAUGGACAUGGAAAUCAGUGGAACAUUACCACAAAGGCUAAAUUCAUGUCUAGAAGUUUUAGAUAAUCUUCUGACCAAUAAUGAUGCAAUAGUUGCUAGUAUGGUUGUAGCCGAGAAACGUUUUGAUGAUGUCAAAAAAGGAAAUAUUAUUGAAGCAAUUAUGAACAUUAUGGCAAUUAGAGAUAGAAAGCAAAUCUCAAUGGAGGCGAGCUUAUCAAAACUUGGAAUGGAUUCUCUCAUGGGAGUUGAAAUCCAACAAAUUUUAGAAAGAGAUUACGACAUUGCACUUUCAUCCCAAGAACUGAGAUCACUUACUUUAGGUCAACUUGAGAAACUUGUUAAUGCAAAGAAUUCAGGCGAGUCAGGUGAUGGAAAAGCUGUGAAUGGACAUUUACCAAUUGGAAUUGAGAUGUUGUUGACAAACUUUGGAGAUGAGAAGACAAGCCAUGAGACAAUAUUAAAAAUGAAUGAGGCUCCAUCUAGUGAUACAAAAGCAUUGAUAUUCACUGGAUUAGAAGGAAUGACAAAUGAUGCAUUGACGAAUUUAGCAAGUAAUAUUAAAUACCCAACAUAUGCUCUCCAGCUUGGAAAUUGUGUAGAAAGACAGACGUUAGACGAGAUAUUUGAAAGUGUAGCAAAUGAUGUCCUCAAUCUAUUUAGUGGGAACGAGAAAUUUGUGCUAAUUGGAUACUCCUUCGGAUCAUUAUUAGCAAUCAAAUUUGCAAGCUUUUUAGAAUCAAGAGGAAAAUCAGGAAAUAUUGUCAUAGUUGAUGGAUCACCUAAAUUUCUCACAGAAAUUGCCAAUCAAUUACUACCAGCAGACUUUAAUGACGAGCACAUACAAGGAAUUAUUUUACUUAGUUGUAUUAAGCUCUUAUUCCGUGAAUCAUCUCAGGAAAUAGCAAAGAAGGUCUUCACAAAACCAACAAUUCAGGAGAGAUUAGAAGAAUUUUUAGAGAAUGCAGCUACACGGAGUGUAUAUAGUAUAGAUUAUGGACGUAAAAUGAUUACAGGAUUAAUGAAUAGAAUAAAGAUUUCCUUGAAUGCCGAACAAAUAUCAUUCCCAGUGCUUAAGAGCUCACCAAUGAAAUUUGUGAAAGCCUCAGAAUCAGCUGUAACAGGACUUGGCGAAGAUUAUGGAUUGAAUAAAUAUGUAGAAGGUGAUAUUCAGACGAGUGUAAUAAUUGGUGAUCAUUUGUCAAUUUUAAGUAGCUCUGAAUUGAUUGACAUCAUAAACUCGAAUCUAUAAUUAUGUAUUUAGAAUACU